Cavia porcellus (domestic guinea pig) is the source of this 1240-nucleotide messenger RNA. It is a transcript of the gene Alkbh2, whose product is annotated as alkB homolog 2, alpha-ketoglutarate dependent dioxygenase. NCBI's taxonomy places the organism in Eukaryota, Metazoa, Chordata, Mammalia, Rodentia, Caviidae. Gene Ontology annotation, molecular function: ferrous iron binding; cytosine C-5 DNA demethylase activity. Gene Ontology annotation, biological process: DNA alkylation repair; DNA repair. Bases 436 to 1221 code for a protein of 261 amino acids. The record is from RefSeq and is a predicted model, not a curated record. The transcript has 4 exons.
CCCGCCAGCCAGGGAGAGUCUAAAGGGAAACCUCAACGGCGCACACCCCUGUGCCCGCACGAGUUACACUCCAAAUUACUAUCACAGUAAUUUGGGGGAGGGGGGCUUACCACUUCGAUUCCGAGUCACUCCUGUGACUCGCACCGCCCGGGUUACCUAUUUUAAUGUUGACGUGGAGCGUGUGACCAUACCUCCUUAGCGUUGUGAGCCUUUGGAAGUAUAGACCUGCUUGUCUGCGUUUCUUUGAACAAGCCCUUUGGCCCGCUCUGGGUGUCAGGAGCCCCAUCUGGAAAAUGAAGGAGAUAGUCUUGAACUUUAAAAUGGAAACUUAAUAGGAACACUGUGUGGGAGCACUUCAAUGAAUAGAUUUCUCAUCCAAGACAAAACGUGGGCACUCUUCUGCUUCACCACUUCCACUUACUGUGGAGAAGAGGGAUGGAAAGAUUCCUGGUGAAGCAGGCUCAAGGAGACCAAGCAGGAAAAGGGGAGCAGCAAGAACAAACCCAAGAAGAAUCAGUUACAUUGGGCAAAGACCCAGGAGGCCCAAGGAAGAGGCCCAGGAGAGACACCGCAGACAGGGCCAUCUGCGGGGCAGGCCCUCGCUGGCAGCACAUCCGGGCUGAGGGCCUGGACUGCGAUUACACAGUCCUGUUUGGCAGAGCUGAGGCAGAUGAGAUUUUCCAAGAGUUGGAGAAAGAAAUAGAAUAUUUUACAGGUACACUGGCCAGGGUCCUGGUAUUUGGGAAGUGGCACAACGUGCCAAGGAAGCAGGCGACAUAUGGUGAUGCUGGGCUGACCUACACGUUUUCAGGCCUUGUGCUAUCUCCAAAGCCCUGGAUUCCAGUGCUAGAGCGAGUGCGGGAUCGAGUCUUUGGAGUGACAGGACAGACCUUCAACUUCGUGCUUAUCAACAGGUAUAAAGAUGGCAGUGACCACAUUGGGGAACACCGAGACGAUGAAAGAGAGCUCGCCCCAGGAAGCCCCAUUGCUUCUGUCUCCUUUGGGGCCUGUAGGGACUUCUUCUUCAGGCAUAAGGAGUCCCGAGGAAAGAACCCCCGCCGGAAGGUGGAGGCUGUCAGGGUACAGCUGGCCCAUGGAAGCUUGCUGAUGAUGAACCCCCCUACCAACACUCACUGGUAUCACAGUCUUCCUGUCCGCAAGAAGGUCCUGGCUCCAAGGGUCAAUCUGACAUUUCGAAAAAUUUUACCUACUAAGAAAUAAAAAAUGUUUUUAACAAUUA